Salvia splendens (bonfire salvia) is the source of this 1648-nucleotide messenger RNA. Its product is annotated as putative late blight resistance protein homolog R1A-10. Gene Ontology annotation, biological process: defense response to other organism. The record is from RefSeq and is a predicted model, not a curated record. Bases 1 to 1467 code for a protein of 488 amino acids. The transcript has 2 exons. Gene Ontology annotation, molecular function: ADP binding. Lineage: Eukaryota; Viridiplantae; Streptophyta; Magnoliopsida; Lamiales; Lamiaceae.
AUGGCUUAUGCAGCUCUUGUCUCCCUCACAAACACUAUAAACCAAACCCUCAAUAGUAAUCUAUAUUCCAUCUCCCUUGAAGAGAAUCAACAAAUCACACCUCUCCUUGAAUAUGUCACUCCCUUUCAAGACUUCCUCGAUAACUUUCCAGACAAAUUCAACAGUUUGGAAGGGAGAAUGAGGGAUUUAGCAAAUGCAGCAGAAGAUAUCUUAGAAUAUCUUGCGUUGGAAAAUGUUUAUCCAACUCCUGAUGAAGACCAUCCAAGUGAAAAACAUGAACUAGCACAGCUGCAAAAUGUGAUCAAGGAGAUUGAUUUGAUCGAUAAAGAAGUGAAUGAAAUUGAAGAUACCUCGAGAUAUAAAAGCAUUCAACGUGGUGCUCAUAGCUCAUCAUCAACUUCAACUGCUCCUCUCAUUCACAAAGAUGACAUGGUUUGUUUGGAAGAGUAUGUGUUGGAUCUAAAGGACCGGAUCUGUGGAGAGCCAUCCAAAAAGCUGUAUGUCAUCCCUAUCUGUGGCAUGGGUGGCAUCGGUAAAACUACUCUAGCCAAAAGUGUUUAUGAUGAUCAAUUAAUCAUGGAGAAAUUUGAGAUUCGGGUUUGGGUUACUAUAUCACAAGAUUACAGUGCACAGAGAAUACUUUCAAACAUCCUAGAGUGCUUGAAAGAGUUCAACAAAGAUGAAAAGAAAAAAACCAAAGAUGAAAAGAAAAAAACCAAUGAUGAUGUAUUAGUGCACCAAAUUUUAAUGGGAAGGAGAUAUUUGGUUGUGAUGGAUGAUAUGUGGAGCACAGAAGCAUGGGAUAUAGUUAGAGGAGUGCUACCUGAUAAUGGUAAUGGAAGCCGUGUCAUGCUAACCACAAGGUUGUAUGGUGUGGCUUCCUACCCCGAUCCUUCGUGCAAGCUCUACGAGUUGGGAUUAUUGGAUGCAGACCAAAGUUGGAAUCAUUUGAAGCAGAAGGUGUUUGCAGAUGAAGAUUUUCCUCGCGAAUUGGAAAGCAUUGGGAAGGAGAUUGCAGGAAGGUGCAAAGGGUUGCCUCUUGCUAUUGUGGUGAUUGCUGGACUUCUAUCCACAGCCAGGCGGGAUCGAGCUUCGUGGAAGAACAUUGCUGAGAAUGUGAAACUUGCAGAUACUGUGGAACAUGGACAGAUUGGAGAUAUACUAUCUUUGAGCUAUGUCCACUUACCUCAAUAUUUGAGGCCAUGUUUCUUGUACAUGGGAUCCUUUCCGGAAGAUCAUGAGAUCCAGGCACAGAAACUCAUCAAAUUAUGGGUCGCUGAGGGCUUUGUGAGAUAUCCAAUAGACUCUGAAUCCUUUGAAAAGGUGGGAGAAGAGUGCUUGGAGGAUCUCGUCAAGAGAAACCUUGUUUUGAUCACAAAGAGGAAAUGUAAUGGCGGAGUCAAAAGUUGUCGUCUCCACGAUCUGAUGAGGGAUUUCUGCAUAAGAAAAGCUCAUGAAAUAUUUUGAGGAUGAGGGCUAUGAUGAUCAAGAUCCAUGACAAGGAUGAUUUACCUUCCUCACGAUUCAGAUUCAAAUAGGAUGGAUAUGUGUUAAUGCUUUAUCAAAGAGACAUUCACUGAUGAGGUUUUCUUAAGUAAUGUAAAUUGUGGAACUUGUUUCGAUUGGUUAAAUUCAAAUCGUUCUGUAA